Molecule: messenger RNA, 792 nt
Organism: Orycteropus afer afer
Lineage: Eukaryota; Metazoa; Chordata; Mammalia; Tubulidentata; Orycteropodidae
Product: C-type lectin domain family 12 member A-like
Molecular function (GO): signaling receptor regulator activity
Source: RefSeq, a predicted model, not a curated record
AUGUCUGAAGAAGUUACAUAUGCAGAUCUAAACUUCCAGUACUCCAGUAAGACAAAGAAUAUUCAGGAGUCUGACAAUUUGGAGAAAAAAGCACCCUCCACUCCAUCCCAGUUAUGGUGUCAAAUGACCUUAGCCCUGACUCUUCUGUGUCUUCUACUACUGAUUGGAUUGGGAAUCUUAGGAAGUAUAUAUUACAGAACCAUGAAGAUACAAAUGGAAAAAUUGAAUAAUCUGAAAAAUAUCAAAUAUGAUCUUCAGACAAAUAUUUCUCUACAACAGACGAGCAUCAUGAAUCUUUCCAUCACACUGCAAAACAUGGCCACUGAAUUAUGUCGUGAGAUUUUAAAAAGCCAAAAAGAGCACAAAUGUAAACCUUGUCCAGAGAACUGGAAGUGGCAUGAAAACACCUGUUAUGGCUUAUCUGAUGGUACUGAAACAUGGCAAAACAGUGAAAGGAUAUGUUCUGCUCAGAAUGCCAGCCUAUUGAAGAUUAAGUCCCAAAGUGUUUUGAACUUUAUAAAACUCCAAAUACAGUCAACAUAUUGGGUGGGACUAUCUCCCCAGAAGGAUAACAAAGAAUGGAGCGAGUUAGAUGACAGAAUUUUGUCCUCUGAUUGGUUUACAGGAAAUGUGAAACACUUAAAUUAUGGAAUGUAUUGUGGAUGUAUAGACAAAGCAUAUGUUCAUUAUAAAUACUGUACUUCAGCAAAAAAAUUUAUAUGUGAGAAAUUGGCCAAUACAGUGAAGAUUGAAAGUACAAUAAUGAUUAAAUUUCCACAGGGAAGAGGAUAA